UUUGACAAUUUUGAUUUGACAUCUUUUUCAUUUUCGUUCAGUGCUCGAUUCGCUGCUGCUGUCUUUUCCAUAUUCGUGUUUAGUGUCGUAAACACCUAAUUUAUAAUGACGUCGAAAGUUUCACGAGACACAUUGUAUGAAUGUGUCAACUCGGUGUUGGACCAUUCUAAGGAAAAGAAGAGAAACUUCCUGGAAACGGUGGAAAUCCAAAUAGGACUGAAGAAUUAUGAUCCCCAAAAGGACAAGCGUUUCAGCGGAACCGUCAAACUAAAACAUAUCCCUCGACCAAAAAUGCAAGUAUGUGUCUUGGGUGAUCAACAGCAUUGUGACGAAGCCAAAGCCAGUAAUAUCCCUUACAUGGAUGUAGAAGCUUUAAAGAAGUUGAACAAGAAUAAGAAACUUGUUAAGAAACUCGCCAAGAAAUAUGAUGCCUUCCUUGCAUCCGAAGCUCUUAUCAAACAGAUUCCCCGUCUUUUGGGUCCUGGUCUUAACAAAGCUGGAAAGUUCCCUGGUCUCCUCUCUCACCAGGAAUCUAUGACACAGAAGAUUGACGAGGUUAAAGCUACAAUCAAGUUCCAGAUGAAGAAGGUGUUGUGUCUUUCUGUUGCCGUGGGUCAUGUAGACAUGACUUCUGAUGAGUUAGUCCAAAAUGUUCAUCUUGCGGUAAACUUUUUGGUUUCCCUUUUGAAGAAACAUUGGCAGAACGUCAGGUCUCUUCAUGUAAAAUCGUCAAUGGGACCUCCACAGAGAUUGUAUUAAUUUUUUUUAUAAGUUUACUUACAUACCUUGUAUGCAUUGAGAAUAAAAAAAUAAGAUAACA
Molecule: messenger RNA, 820 nt
Organism: Anoplophora glabripennis (Asian longhorned beetle)
Lineage: Eukaryota; Metazoa; Arthropoda; Insecta; Coleoptera; Cerambycidae
Gene: RpL10Ab
Product: 60S ribosomal protein L10a
Exons: 4
Coding region: 106-759 (217 amino acids)
Biological process (GO): translation
Cellular component (GO): large ribosomal subunit
Molecular function (GO): structural constituent of ribosome; RNA binding
Source: RefSeq, a predicted model, not a curated record